This is a messenger RNA of Prorocentrum cordatum, 2458 nucleotides long. Lineage: Eukaryota; Dinophyceae; Prorocentrales; Prorocentraceae. The record is from the annotation of a GenBank genome assembly.
GUCAGGAGCCACGUCGUCUGCGACGAGUCAGACGUCGUGCACGAGGCCUCCCAGCGCAGCCGGGCGCCGCCCUGCGACUCCGUGCGGGAGGGCCCCUUCUGUGCGCGGCUGCUCGCGGAGCGGCCCGAGCUGGCGCGCCGGCAGAGGAUGCCCAUGGUGGUGGACGGGGUCACGCCGUGGAACCUCUUCCCGGAGCUCGCCCGCGUGGACCUGGCCAAGGAGGCCGCCGUCCUGGAGCGCCGCCCCGGGUCGCAGGUCACCGCGAAGGGCGCAGUGAAGACGCAGAAGGCGGUCAUAGAGACCUUGAACUUCUUCAUGGGCCACUGGCCGCGCGUGGGGCCGAAGGGCGAGACAUUGUCCACGCAGGUGCACGGCAGAGCCCCCGCCUCCGAGGGCCGCGUCGACUUUGGCCGCGUGCCGAUCCGGCGGUCCACCGUCCUGCCCAGGACCUUCUCGAGGGGGCUGCCGGCUGGCGUCCUGGCGUCCUGGGACGGCGCGUGGCAGGUGGAUGCCGCUCCCGGGCCGCGGCGCUCCGCCGCCUGCGCCCGGCUGAACGGCGCCCUCGGCCACCUGCGCUUCUCCCGGCCUGUGGUGCUCCGCAGCCUCGCGGUCAGGCCGCCGCUGCAGGCAGCCGAGGGCCACCACAGGCUGACCGUGCGGGCGCGCCUGCACGGCAGGGAGGUCUGGCGCAGCACCUACGACUUCGACGCGGAGGCGGGGCCGGCGCCGGCCCGCGCUUGCAGCCCAGGCGACGUAGUGAAGGCCAGGUGGGCGGGCGACGGGCGCGUCGCCGGCGCGGUGGUGCUGAGCGCCCACCGCGGCGUGGCCGUUGUGCGGUGGCGCGAUGACGACCACACGCACCGGGUCGUGCCGUGGAGGAGCAUGACCACCACCGACGGAUCGCCGUGCCCCCUGCCAGAAGAGCCCUGGCCUCGGGCAGGUCCUGGCGCGGGCGCCGCCGCCGCCGGCGCGGCCCAGGCUUGGUGGCGGGACCUCGCCCGGCGCACGAUGCACGUGGACGAGGUGUCGUUCCUGGUGCCGCACGGGGACAAUGGCUGGCUGCUCGGGGACGUGCAGGUCGCCGCCACCAGGUGGCUGCCCGACGAGGCGACCUCGUCGCCAGAGGCGGACUCCACGACGUACGUGGUGCAGGUGCUCCCGGGCUCGUUCACAGUCAUUUCGGAGGUGUCCCUGGCGGCCGUCGUGUAUCACGCCGACGAGAUGUUGGAUCUGGGCCUGGAGCUCCGACAGAAGGGCCCCGGCGAGCGCGGCCGCGCGGGCGGCACGGAGCCGGGCGGGGCGGCCGCCCCCGCGGGGCACGCGAGCGCGAGCCGCAGCGUGGAGGGCGUGCACCAGGUGCUGCGGGCGUUGAUGGACCCGGGUGGCGGCCCGCCCCUGAGGCUGCCUCCGCACCUGCAGCCCGACGAGCUCCUGGCAGACGUCGAGCGCCUCGUGAAGUCUCUGGACGUUGCGGGCCUGGAGGAGGAGGCUGCCUCGUCCACCGAGCAGACGGAAGACCCCGUGAAGAGGUACGGCCACUUCGAGGCGCUCUUCACCUACAACUGGGACUGGCAGGUGCGAGUGGACGCACUGGAGCUCACUUACGAGAGUUGGCGGCGGAGCGCGGCGGCCCAGCGGGAGGCUCAAGGCGCCUUCUUCGAGGGGCAGCGCUGGGCCGGGUCCUACCUGUGCACUCAGGGGCCGACGCAGCUGCGCCUCGAGGUGACGAGCGUCACCAGCGUUGAGGGCCAGGACGUCGUUCGGGCCGACAUGGAGUUCAAGUUCCAGAACGACAACCUCGACGUGAUCAGGGGUCUCUACGAGGUGGCCGGCAGGGUCGAGCUGCAGGGCCGCUCCCUCGUGCUCGAGCCGGCGGCGUGGAAGCAGAGGCCGAAGAAGAACCCCAACAGCUUCAUCAUGGUGGGGCUGCAGGGCGUCGUGUCGCGCACGGAGGCCGCGGGCGAGCUGCGCUUUGCCGGCUCGGUGCCCAGCUUCGGGUGCGACAGCUUCGAGCUGAGGUCCCGAGCGCGACCCGAGGCGGAGGACGAGGACGCUGCCUGUCCCGCCGGCGCCGCCGAGCCCGGCGCCUGCGGGCCCCAGGACGAGGCCGCGGCGCCGGCGCCGGAGGAGACAUCGAAGGUGGCGCCGAUGGACCACCGCACCGUCGCUUGGAACAGCGCUCUUGCGAGGCUGAGCCAGGCCCUCGCCCGGGCCCGGCGCGGCUGGCAGCGGAGGCUCGCGGAGCUGACGCAGCAGGCCGACGAGAAGAGCGAGGCUGGCGCCGCGAGCCACGUCUCGAUCGCCUCGGCCGCUGUGGCCGCCCUCGCCAAGGCCGGUGGCGGCAGGUGACCUCGUCAGGCCCCAUUGGCCAGCGGCGCCUGGAAAAGGUUUGGGCCUCCCACAUGGGGUCCGAUCGGCGGCGAAAUCCGAACCGCACCCUCGCCCAGCAACGAUUCAG